This is a messenger RNA of Brenthis ino (lesser marbled fritillary), 255 nucleotides long. The record is from the annotation of a GenBank genome assembly. Lineage: Eukaryota; Metazoa; Arthropoda; Insecta; Lepidoptera; Nymphalidae.
AUGCUAUUUUUUAAAAAUGUUACUCAAAGAAACUUCGUACACAACAACGUACACAUAAUAAAAGCACCCAAAAUCGUCGAUCAUGUGAUCGGUCGACAGAUCGAAACGGGUCAAGCACAACAGAGUUUGAUAGGGCGUCCCGCUCGUGGGUGCGCGCACGUGGCGGCGGGCGGCAGGGCGGGGGCGGCUGGGCGCGAGGACGCCACAUCCCGUCGCGGCCCGCGCCGUCCGGCUGCGUUGCCCGUAACCUCCGAU